This is a messenger RNA of Vitis riparia (riverbank grape), 3179 nucleotides long. RefSeq names its product probable methyltransferase PMT24. Gene Ontology annotation, cellular component: trans-Golgi network; endosome; cytoplasm. NCBI's taxonomy places the organism in Eukaryota, Viridiplantae, Streptophyta, Magnoliopsida, Vitales, Vitaceae. Gene Ontology annotation, molecular function: methyltransferase activity. The record is from RefSeq and is a predicted model, not a curated record. The transcript is spliced from 9 exons. The coding region runs from base 348 to 2882 and encodes 844 amino acids.
ACUGAGAAAAGAAAAGAAAAAGAAGUAUGAAAUCGUUCAAAUUCAACUUGUUAUGAUCUGGUUCCGAAGUUCCUUUGAUUUCUGUUCAAACUCCAAACUUUUCUCAGCAACCAAACGGAGUGUUACUUGCUCGCGGUUUUUCGUUUGUAAAUUGAUCUUCCGUUCUUUUCUUGUAUUUGUUUCGUUCGUUACAUCAUAUGGGUUUACUAUGCGUUGAGACGUCGAAAGCUGAAUGCUUUACUGGAGUUGGAUUUUGAAAAAAGUGAGAUCUUUUAGAUAUGUUAUUUCGGGCUUUUGAUUGGUGGAUCUGAUACAUAUGCUUUAGAGAUAUCAUCUAUACAUUAAAAAUGGCUAUGGGGAAGUAUUCUCGGGUUGACGGACGGCGGUCAUCAAACUACUGUUCAACAAUUGCUAUUGUUGUGUUUGUUGGUGUUUGUCUGGUUGGGGUGUGGAUGAUGAUGUCAUCAUCCAUUGUUCCCAUUCAGAAUUCAGAUUUAGUGUCCGAUGAUACUCCACAUGAGGUGCAGAAAAAGAUAGAUGACAAUGAUUCUACGCAAUUUGAAGACAGUUCGGGUAAUUUUCCAUUGGAUGCAGCAAAAGGAGAAAGUAAUACUGACAAUUCUCAGGAUGAAAGUGAUACUGGCAAUUCUCAGGGUGGAAGCAAUAUUGAUGCCCAAGACAACCAAACCCUGCCUGAUAAAGGGUCAGAGAAUACUGUGGAGGAAAACCAGGAAGCAACCAUUAAGGAGAGUUCUAAAGAUAGGACUGAGAAUGAAGAGGAGCCCAAGAUACACAGGGAACAAAAUUCUGGAGAUGGGGAACAAAAUGCUGGAGAUGGAGAAUUGAAUUCAGAAACUGGAGAAACAAAAACUGAAGGUGGUGAAACAAAUGAGGCAGAGCAGGGGGGAUCUGAGGAGAGCACAGAUGAAAAUAAAUCAGACUCAAAUGAGGAUGAGAAAAAAUCAGAUACAAAUGAGAAUUCAGUUGAUAUAGCUUUGGAAAAUAAAGCUGACAGUCAGAAUGAGGAGCAGAAGGUUGAGCAAAAUCAAGAGGAGAACGUUGAGCGGAAUCAAGAGGACAAUUCAGAACAAAGUGCUGGGGAGGAGCACAUUGAAAUCCAGGCAAAAGAUCAGGCUUCAAAUGAGGUUUUCCCUGCUGGGGCCCAGUCAGAGAUUUUGAAUGAAAGUAACACUGGAAAUGGGGCUUGGUCAACACAAAUGGUAGAGUCAAAGAAUGAGAAGGAAUCACUAGAAUCUACAAUAUCUAAGCCAAAUGGUUAUGGUUGGAAACUCUGCAAUGUCACUGCUGGCCCAGACUACAUCCCGUGCCUUGACAAUGUGCAAGCUAUUAGAAGACUUCCAAGUACAAAGCACUAUGAACAUAGAGAGAGGCACUGCCCUGAUGAGGCUCCUACCUGUCUUGUUCCUUUGCCUGGAGGAUAUAAACGUCCAGUUCAGUGGCCAACAAGCCGGGAAAAGAUCUGGUUCAAUAAUGUUCCCCACACAAAGCUUGCUGUGGUCAAAGGCCAUCAAAAUUGGGUUAAAGUUACUGGUGAAUACCUUACUUUUCCUGGUGGUGGAACUCAGUUUACGCACGGUGCUCUUCAUUACAUUGAUUACAUCCAAAAAACUCUUCCUGAUAUCGCAUGGGGGAAGCAAAGCCGUGUGAUAUUGGAUGUUGGGUGUGGUGUGGCCAGCUUUGGAGGUUAUAUUUUUGAAAGAGAUGUGCUUGCAAUGUCAUUUGCUCCCAAGGAUGAGCAUGAAGCUCAAGUGCAAUUUGCACUUGAACGGGGAAUCCCUGCUAUAUCAGCUGUUAUGGGAACCACGAGACUGCCAUUCCCCAGUAGGGUCUUUGACGUUGUCCACUGUGCACGUUGCAGGGUUCCUUGGCAUAUCGAAGGUGGUAAACUUCUCUUAGAGCUGAACCGUGUCUUGCGGCCUGGUGGUUACUUUGUGUGGUCUGCUACUCCAGUUUACCGGAAAGUUCCUGAAGAUGUUGGCAUUUGGAACGCCAUGUCUGAAUUAACAAAGAAAAUUUGCUGGGAUCUGGUGGCAAUAAGCAAGGAUAGUUUGAAUGGAAUAGGUGCAGCAAUAUACAGAAAGCCAACUUCUAAUGAGUGCUAUGAGAAAAGGCUGCGAAAUGAGCCUCCACUGUGUGAAGAAUCUGACAAUGCAGAUGCAGCCUGGAAUAUACCCCUUCAAGCAUGCAUGCAUAAGGUGCCGGUACUUACCUCAGAACGUGGGUCUCAGUGGCCAGAGCAAUGGCCACUCAGAGUGGAGAAAGCGCCUAACUGGUUGAAGAGUUCUCAGGUUGGAGUCUACGGCAAGGCUGCUCCAGAGGACUUUACUUCUGACUAUGAGCACUGGAAAACUGUUGUCUCCUCAUCAUAUUUGAAAGGGAUGGGAAUCAAAUGGUCUUCUGUUAGGAAUGUCAUGGACAUGAAAGCUGUAUAUGGGGGAUUUGCUGCGGCACUGAAAGACUUGAAAGUGUGGGUCAUGAACGUAGUCCCAAUUAACUCCCCAGACACACUCCCAAUUAUCUUUGAACGGGGGUUAUUUGGAAUAUAUCAUGAUUGGUGUGAAUCAUUUAGCACCUAUCCCAGAUCUUAUGAUCUUGUUCAUGCUGAUCAUCUCUUCUCUGAUCUGAAAAAGAGGUGCCAGUUAACAGCAGUAAUUGCAGAAGUUGAUAGGAUCCUAAGGCCAGAAGGAAUGCUUAUAGUACGGGACAAUGUUGAGACUGUAAGUGAGGUGGAGAGCAUGGCAAAAUCUCUACAGUGGGAGGUCCGGUUGACAUACUCAAAGGACAAGGAAGGUCUUCUUUGUGUUAAGAAAACAUUUUGGCGCCCCACAGAGACACAGACCAUCAAAUCGGCUAUUGCUUAAGCUUGAUUCUCUGAUGACCACGUUUGAAUUUUCAACAAACUUCUGAUAUUAGGUAUUCAAUUUUUAUUUUUUUUUAUCCACGGCAUUUCAGUUAAAGAUGCAAUAGCUAUAGUUUCCUUUAGCCUAUGUAUAAUUUAUAUAGUCGAUCUCUUACUACCACUUAUCUUCUUCACCAUCUUUCUUCUAUUUAUUUAUUUUCCCCACUUGAAGUAGUGGAAUUCAGCUCAAAGUUUUGUAGAAUGAUAUCAUCUAAUAUAAUAAUGUGAAUGAAAAUCAAACGCAUUCUUGUAACAGUAA